UUGCCGCUGAAGCAGCAAAUGUGGCAAACCAAGUUCUUGUCUUCCUGGCAACAUUCAUCCACCUCACAAUCUCAUUCGAUGGUUGGUCAAGCAAACGCGGUGAUGAAAUCUAUACUGUUCACAUCACUACACCUAUGAGACGCUCAUUUCUGGUGGAUGGUUUGAUCUUAACUGGGGAGUCUACUGAUGCCGAAAGCUUAUUUACACGGAUUGGAGAAAUCAUUAUCCGCUAUGUUGUUUACCGUUUUUCCAUGAUUGUUUCCGACACAACUGGAAAUGUCAAGAAAUGUCGCCGACUUAUCUGUACAAAGUGGCCAUGGAUACUCAACUGUCCUGAUCCCUGUCACCAACUCAACCUCAUGAUGAAGGAUGUUAUGGUUGGAUCAAAAAAAUAUCCAAAAAUUCUUGCAUUUACGGAACCUAUGCGUAUCGUCUCCGCUAUCACCACAUACUUCUCGCAUAGCAAUUAUGGCAAAUAUCAGCUCAGGGAUGAGCUCAAGAAUGAACCCAGCCGACGCGGAAUUCAGGUUGGCGGUGCAACAAGAUUUUCGACUUUUGCUACCCACGUCCAGAGUAUCAUACGCUGUUCAGAUGCAAUGGAAAGAUGUGUUUCAAAGGACCGUAUCAAAUUUGAUACACCCGCGACUAAAGAGUUACGAAAGUAUAUCAUUCAUGGCUCUGAUCGUUUCAAAUUUCAACUUCAGCUUCACAAUGCAAAUUUGCUACUACAACCUAUUGCACGCGGCCUACUGACUCUCGAAGGACAGAACACAAUGUGCUCCGAUGUCUUUUUUGUCUUCAUUGGCAUUGCGAUUGGUUUCACCCGUGUGUUUCAAGAUCCAACUAGUGAUGUUUAUUGUCAUCGCGCUGAGACUUUUGCUGUUUUUGACCGCCGUUUUGAUAUAUUCCUCAAUGACUGUACAAAAGAUAUGUUUAUCCUUGCUUAUCUGCUUGACCCCAGUGCGUAUUUUUCCCUAUGGAGGACAAGCAGAAACUAACUUUCUAAAGUGUACUACCCAGAUGGAGCUCUACGCCUUGAACUCCCUCCCCGAUCUGAAUUCAGGCAGAGCUCCUGUACACCUCUAGUCCGGCGCUUAAUCGGAUCGGCUCUUCAAAUGCUUCAAAAUGAACAAAAAAGAGAGCGAUUGGGCACCGAGGAAGAUGGGCGCACGAUGGUAAAAGAGCUCACUGGUGAGAAACUCUGGAUUCUAUGACAACCGUU
Lentinula edodes (shiitake mushroom) is the source of this 1222-nucleotide messenger RNA. Its product is annotated as ribonuclease H-like domain-containing protein. NCBI's taxonomy places the organism in Eukaryota, Fungi, Basidiomycota, Agaricomycetes, Agaricales, Omphalotaceae. Bases 135 to 998 code for a protein of 287 amino acids. The transcript has 5 exons. The record is from RefSeq and is a predicted model, not a curated record.